UAAAAAUGUAAGAUUAUAGUUUUCCAAGUUGGUGUCAGAACCUACAAAUCGGAAAUCACAAAAUUCGAAGCUUAAACUGUGGUAAUGCGUCUAACCUACAUUGACAAUUGUCAAGAAUGCCUAGAUACGAGCAAGCAUUUCGCGACGUGUGCUCACUUGCGGGUUCCUCUCGAGUUUCAGAUAGAAAGAAAUGCAUUGUAAAAUUAACAGAGCUGUACGACAGUGCAGAAGCUAUAGAGGAACUCGACACAAAUUCAAAGACUCAAAAUGGGACAGCAACUACUUGGACUGCAAUUAUGUACUCUGUACAUAAAGUAUUGUUACAUGAAGCAGAGAGAUCAACACGUGUGGACGAUAAACUAUCAGGUUCCACAUCUAAAUCAUCACGAGCACGUGAAAACAGGGAGUCCGUUCAUCGAAAUAAUUCCAUUACUAUGUUGGACACGGUUAAAAAAGCGAACAGCUCUGAAAUAUUCCUAAAAUGCGGGGACCUUGUAGGACUGAUACUUCAAAUUUUUUCUGAUCACAAAUACAUGGAUUAUCAAAAAAUAUACCUCACUAUUUUGGUAAACCAUUUACUGCCGGUUAAACAAUACCAAACGAAUAUGUCCUCUGAUCAUUGGAAGGAAUUGUUGGAUAGCUGUAUUGGAUUGUACAAAAACCCGUACCCUAAUAUUGACAAGAUUUUAAUUUUGAGGGCAAUUUGUGGUAUAGUACAACAUGGUUGCACGCAAUCACAUCUUGCUCUAAGGUUGAAAGGGAUUCUUCAAUUUUUAGUCCAAGUCAUCAAUGAUGCAAAGUCUGACCCAAGGAAUCUUUCCGACGACACAUUCGUACUAGUAAAUGCUGUAUGUCAACGAAUUGGCCCAGAAAGUAGAAUGGCUCUUUGCGAGUUUGGAGAAAUUGUUAUGCGUUCUGCAAUCGAUUUGAAUGAUAACUGCGCUAAGUAUGACUGGAUGCUGCUAGUAGUCCGAGCUCACCACCCUGGAAGUGUAACGCAAAAUCAUAACGCAGCCUAUGCUUGCAAUUGGGAUACAUGGAAUAAUAUAUUGCGUGCAAUUUAUUGCAUGGUUAUUAACAACCUCUCAUUGGAAUUUGUAUCGAUCAGCUUUAUUCAACUCGCUUGUGAAGUUUCAAGGCAACUGAAAGAUGAUUCAACGUCCAUUGACAAUGACAUUGCCAUAAAUGAAAGUAGUUUUUUAUUGCAACCACCGAAGCGCAGACGAACUGUAAUCGGUAUUCAAGGAAUGAUCGAUGUUCUUAUAACUACCCCACUUAACGAAUCUAAAUACUCAGUACAAAUUUUGAACACAUUGAUAACAGAGUAUUCUGAAUGUGUGAAAGAAAAUAAUUUCCUUCCACUACUUGAAUUUCUGAAUGCAUCACUGAAUACAUGCACAGAUACCGAUGUUAUGUAUCAACUAUGGCAAUUGGGUAGAGUUAUGGUAGAAUUUGAAAAAAAACUUUCGACUGACUUGAUUAAAAAUACUGAAAUUCAAGCAAUAUGGCUCAAGAUAUGGAACACUACUCUCAGGUCAGUAAGCAAAAAAGAGAACGACGACCAAGUUCAUAAACUCUUGCAGUCUCUUCUGGUAAACAAGAAAGUAAUCGAUGGCAACGACCUUUUGAACUUAUACCUGAAAGAUACAGUCACAUGGUCAAAGUUCAGUAUUCAUAGUCUGUUGGUUUUUUGUCAGCAUAAUAUAUCACAGAUUUCUGCAGAACCACCUGUACAUGAGAAUAAUUUGAUGCUACAUAAUGAUGUACCACUAAAAGUACGCCUUUUACGAUGGGUUUUAGCCAUUCCGCAAAGUAAAUGGAAUGUUGAGUUUCCUAUUGAAGAUGUUUGCGAGCUGCUGGUUGGCUUGACAUUGAAAUCUUGGCACAAUGUUGUCGAAGUUAACGUAUCAAACGUUUCUCAAUCGAGGCUCUGGAUGAAUAAUGAAUCCCUAUCAAAUCAUUCCUUGCCAUGUAAAAGUACACGAGAUAGUCUUACAAGUAUGGAGCGUGUUCACUUGUUGACAGCAUUUGAAAGUAGCUUGUAUGACGAAACCAACAUCAACAGUUUUCCACAAAGCAAAACUUUGACAAAUAACGUAUUGUAUGUUAAAACCAAUUGUGAUAUACUUGUCAAUGACUUGGUAACAAAAAAUACUGCAAUCAGUGAGUCGAAAUUUGUAAAUGUUCUCAUAUUACAGACAGCAGUCGUUGCUAAGGUGUUUUCAAACUUUUGCCAGUUGAAUAUCGCACAAGAGAGUAUGAAAGUAUCAUUUGGCACUAUAAUAAAGAAUUCGUUGCAGGAAAUAUCUCUAUCGAUCGAAGAAAUGAUAAAAUCUAAGAGGAAACUCAGGGGAAAAUCCCUUAUACACGUAUUAGAAGCUCUAUAUGUAUUGUACAAUACACCGUAUCACAUUGCUAUAAUUGAUAUUAUUCGGUCGUCCACCGAAUCUAAUAUGCUGAAAAAUAUCUUAUCACUGACGGAUGUUGAAAGACUGCGAAAAAUAAGUGAUGAAUCCGAGAUGGAUAAUUGCAAUACAAGUAUUGGUUACAUACAAAAUAUGAAUGAUUUAUCCGAAAGGCAUAGACUUAUGAGAAAAAGCGACGAGUUUCAGAAGACUGAUUCUCUGUCAGAAGCGAAUACUAUAAGAAUGAAAGCUUGUACAGUAUGUGCAUCAUUUUGUUGUAUGGUUAACAGCGAUGGAAUGACUCGAAGACAGGAAAAUUUGCAGAUAACUCUUCUACAGUCAGACAAUUAUGAUCUGACAGAAAUAUAUGACUUUAAAAUGGCUCUUCAAGUGUUGGAGUCAUUGAUGUCUGGUCAAUCAGUAUCGCUUUCUGGAAAUGUGAUUCAAAGUUUGUUGAAACUUUUACAGCAGUUAUGUAUAAUUUGGCAUAAGGAUAAUGAGGCUGUCAUAAGUAUUUUAAAAAUAUUAUCUAAACUGCUUUUUCGCAUGAGAUCUACGGGUAGUGAUGUACAACGCCAAAACUUGUUGCGGAUUUUACACAAAUUCCAUCAGCUUCUACAAAGUGAAAAUAACUACGGUCCAUCGACAUAUGUUACAUUCAUUCACUGCCUUGAAAUAAUUGCAAAAAUUGAUACCACUUUCGAUUGGGCUAAAUGGCACACUGAUACAGAUACACCUGUUGUAGAAGAUAUUUUAAUGUAUAUCCAAAGUCCGUUUCAUGUCGUUCGUCUUCAAGCCGUAAAGUGUUUGCAACUAGUAUUUGCUUCAAGUGAUGUAAACCUUGAAUGGCUGAAAGAAUUUUUUUAUAAGCUGAAGACUGUCAUUAACACUUUGUUCAUUGUUCAAGGGGAACUCAAAGAAAAAGUGAAAGAAGACGAAAGAACAAAUCGCGUCGCAAGUGCUCUACAUAUAAUGGGUAUUGUGAUUUCUUCCAGUGCUAUAUUUCGCAGCGAAGCAUUGCUAACCACAUUUCGAUUGACCGUAGACAAAAAUAUCAACUCUAAAAUUACACAGAAGAUGUUAGAUAGCAUCAGUUCGACUUUAAAAAUGAAGGAUUCAUCUACCCUAGUUGAAAAAAAUUUGAACUACCUUCUAACACAUUGGCUGGAGAAUGGGUGUUCUUUGGAAAAAUUUCCGGUACAUCUAGCUCACUGCUCGUCUGAUCAAGAAUUCUAUCAAAAGCAUAUGAACAUCGUCGUACCGACAGUCAUUCAGAAAUGCAGCCUGAAAGAGGCGCACAAUCUAUGCAAUCAAUUUGGUAUGCCAUUUAACAAAGUUGUCGAGGAUUGUUUUCCACGGCUCAUCGCUUGGCUGUUACCAUGUAUUUCUGCAGAUCCACAUACUCCAUCUGCUGGCAUUAGUGUUCUCGAUAUUCAACGAGCAACUGGUGUUUUCAAUCAAUUUUACAAAAAUGAAAACGAAUUUCAAACAGUUCAAAGAAUGUCUACGUUAAUUGAAAAGAAUCUAAAGAGCGUUAUACUCGACAUGAUUGAACGUUUACACGAUGAAGAACAUUUCAUGGAGUUUUUAACUGUCUCGAUUAAAUUUUCGUCCAAUGAUCCGCCACACUUCAAGCAUGAAGAUAUUACGCGAAGCUUCAUGUAUUUAGAUGAACAUAUGAUGGGAGCUGGUCAUUCCUUACUUUACCUCCUCGCUACCGAAAAGCAACAUGUAUUACAAGCAGUAUUAUUGGAUUUAAAAUGCAGCAUUUACAAUGUAAAUUCGAUUGAGGAUAAAUCAAAGGCACUCCAUCAUUACAUGUAUUUUUCAAUAAUGUUACUACAGCAAAUAGAUCGCCAUUACUUUGAUCAGAUGUCGGCGUACAUUAUCAGAGAUAUUUGUUACACCUUGAUCAAUCUCACACAGGAAAAUUUAAGGUGUAUCACCCAAGCAUCUUGCAGUUACCUUUACCAUCUGCUCAAGUACAUUUUACCUAAGAGGCAUACUGAUAUUGAAUCGAUCUUGAGAUCGAUAGUAACGAGUAUGAUACCAAUUGUAAAAACUAAUGAAGCAAGACAUGCUUCCGAGAUCCUGACAUUCCUUAUUGUUGAGCAAAAUCAUUUACUUGGAGAAGCAAUUGGAAGAUUAGAUUCGUUCCCCAUGGAUGAAGUUUUUCAAGUAUUGCGAGAUAUACAUUUAAAGUUGAAAUAUAAGAGCAAACAAAAGCAAAGCUUGGAGAACGAAAUUCGACACUUUUUAAAUACACGAAGUGAAAACACGGAGGAUUACAGUAUUGCAGAACUUGAAAACUUACUGGAACAGUUGCAGACUCGGAAAAUAGAAUUAAAAGAAAUCUAUCAGAGUCUAGGGUCUGUUCAAAAAUUUUCUGAAGAUUGUGCUGUCAGUAUAUUGCAUCAAUUAAUUUGUGCAUUAGUGAAAUUGACUUCGUCUUCUGAUCCUGAUAUCUCGCUCGGGGCCGCAAAAUGCUUAGGUGAAUUGGGGCCUGCCGAUUUAUCAACAAUGAUCUUACAACCAGAAAGUGAUCACAAAGAGUUAGUCGCAAACCCGAUGUUCGCAUGUACUUACAGAAUACUUGUUCUCUUAUCAAGCUUUUUGAUUCAUACCGACGUACUACUUCUAACUGCCACAUCUGAAGCCUUAUACAAAAUCAUGGCUUCUUACUGGGGAGCACAAAUAUUUGUCGAAAAAAGUACGAAAGUACAGUUUGGAGCUACUAAGGAAUCGCUGCGAAUUGAAUACAUCAGACCAUUCAUUACUAGCCUCAGCCAGGCAAAACAAAUUUAUACAAUAGAUCAGAGAAAUUUCAUCAAAUGCAUCGAUCAGGACCAAAAAUUGUGGUUCAGUAAUUCGUACCGCUCUCACAGUGAUUGGAUAGCAGACAUCACAUGUGAAAUUCUGAACUGUUUCAGUGACUCUUACUUGAAACAUUUGAUACCAGUUUGUAGAGCAAAUGUAUUAUUUUGUGAAAAAAUAUUACCAUGGAUAAUUCAUUUGAUACUGUACAUAGAAAAAAAAUUGUGCACUGGAAUAUGCGACUACAUCAAUCGGUUCUUUGAUCUUCACUUUACGAAUACCGAUGAGUUAAAAAAGAAGUCAUCUCCAAGAGACAUGCACUACAAUAUCUGUCUGAAUCAGCAAUCAGUUCGGUGCAUGCUGAAUGUAGUUGAUUACAUAAGAUCACAGUCGGCGGACAAUUAUCAAUUUCCAUUAAAUUAUUUACACAUAGCAAAAGCUGCUCAGUACUGUUCAGCUUACUUUACAUCCGUGCUUUAUGCUGAAUUGUGGUGUGAAAAAUUACUGAAAGAAUGCCCAGUGAUUGAUUAUUCAAUGCCCAUCGAUUACAUUUGUGAAAUUGAAACUGAAAAUGGGAAGGUGUUGCAAGAGAUUCUCAGAGAAGCAUGUAUAAAAAUUGGAGACCCUGAUGCUAUUUAUGGAUGUGGCAGGUCAUAUUUUCAAAAUGUUUCAGCCAAAAUAGAACAUUACGUUCAGCUUCGUCAAUGGAACAAAGUACUUCUUGCAUAUGAUAUAGAAGUAUCGCUUGGAAACAAAAAAGCAACCAAAGGUUUACUUGAUGCAUUGCAGCAUUCUGGUCUGCAAUAUCUUUUAGGUGCCUUUGUCAAAACUGUUGAUAGGAGCGAAGAAGACUUAGAUGGCAAUUGUCGAUAUGAGUGUGCCUGGCGAUUGUCAGAUUGGAGUAUAUCCACGUCCCAACAAAUGAUAAAUCUUCGACAAGAAAACUGCACUAGCCUUCAAGCUUCUGUCAAUAAUAAUUAUCCCUUAUUUCAUUAUCAUGCACUUAAAUCAUUUCAUGAACUUGACACAGACGGCCUCAAAACUGCUAUAAAUUGUGGACGCGUCUGCAUUAUUAAUUCAUUGCGGAACAUCAGUUUGGAAAGUUGUAAGACCAUCUACCCUGCUUUAUCUCAACUUCAAAUGCUGCGUGAAAUUGAAGAAAUAUACUUUGCCAAGCUUGAUGAUUAUAGUUCAAUGAUUGAAAAAUGGAACACACAAGAUUCUAUGGGAGUUAAUGAUUUUGAAUAUAUUGAACCGAUUUUAUCACAACGAAUAGUUUUGUUACAAUCUAACGAAAAAGGAAAAAAUCAAGUUGUCAAAAAUGCUCUUGUUGAUACAUAUUUUCGAUUGAAUCAAUUAUCUAAGAAGCAUGGAUAUUCUCAAACAUCUGCCCGAGCCUUAGGCAGUUUGGCGAAACAGGUUGAAUUGUCAGCUGAAGUAAAAACUAAUCUGCAAUACGAAGAAGCAGUCUUGGCAUGGAUGAGCGGGGAUCAAGAACUUGGGCGGCAUCUUCUUCAUAAUUUGUUAGUCAACGAGACCUUGAGUCUAAGUAUGCAAGCACAGGCAUUUACACAAUAUGGAAAUUGGAUGGCUGAAACAAAAUCAGAAAAUCCGCAAAGGGUUAUUGACAAGUACUAUUUGACCUCUCUGAAGUACAGUGAGAAGAUAAAAAAUCCAACAGAGAGAGACAAAAAAAAUUUGUUAGAUACUCAAGCUGCUUUGGCACAAUUUGCUGACGUCCAGUACCAGCGAAUACUAUCUUACAUGAAAUCACCACAAUUUGAAAGCUUUAAGGAGUGUGUGGCUUACUCAGAAAUGACUGCUGAAACUUUGUCCACACAUUCAAAGGAUGUCGACGAGAGGCGAGCUGCUAAUCUCAAUAAGAAUCAAACCAGUAAUGAUAUGGCAGAGUUGGAAAAUAUUGAAAAAGAGAAAAAUAUGUACUUGCUGUUAGCACUGAAGUAUUACAUCUUGACAUUGCAACAAGGCGAGGAUCACAACUUGUUGGUGUUUCGACUAGUGUCUUUAUGGCUGGAUAAUACUCAUCAUAAAGAAUCCAGUGAUUUGCUACAAGCAUAUCUGAACAAACUUCAGUCUUACAAAUUUGUCUUACUUGUGCCACAACUAGCCCCACACAUGACUAACUCUGGUGAUGCAUUUUCUAACCAGAUUUAUGAUUUAUUACGAAGAUGUGCUAUUGAACAUCCGCAUCAUACAUUGCCAGUACUCUUGGCGCUGAUGAAUUCGCACAAAGAUCAUGAAUUCCAAAAAGGUAAAAAAAGGCAGAAGAUCAGCCCAGAGCCGCGGGUUCUAACUGCACAAAAACUGAUUGAAAAUCUCAUGUCUACCAAUAUCAAUCCCAUUAUACAAGAAAUGCAUAAACUGGCACAUUCCUUGAUCAUGUUAGCAAACUUAGAAACGCCAAGAAGUAACUCCCAAAAACUUCCAGUGCCGAACGUCUCUCAUUCAGUUCAACAAAUUAAAAACUUUAAACAUACUCUAAUACCAACAUUAUCGAUUGAUAUAAAACCGAACAAAAUUUAUAAUCGAAUUGUUAGCAUAGAAAAAUAUGCGAAUGAGUUUGAACUUGUUGGAGGUAUUAACGCACCCAAGAAAAUAACCUGCCUGGGGACUGAUGGUGUUACGAGGAAUCAGUUAGUUAAGGGAAGAGAUGAUUUAAGGCAAGAUGCAGUUAUGCAACAAGUAUUUACCGUUAUGAAUAUGCUUCUCAAAACCAGCAAAGAAGCCAACAAGCGUAGACUGAAUGUCCGUACAUAUAAGGUGGUGCCUCUGACUCGAAGAUGCGGUGUUUUGGAAUGGUGCAAUAAUACAUUGCCUCUCAGUGUGAUUCUAGAGGGAUCUGUCGGGUAUUUGGGACUUCAUAAAAAAUAUUAUCCGAAUGAUUAUACAACAAGGCAAUGCAGAAUGAAAAUGGAGGCAGUCUUCAAAAAAUCAAACCAAGAAAAACUUAGGGUUUAUAUAGAUUGUUGCAAACAUCUUCAUCCGGUUUUCCAUUACUUCUUCCUGGAGAGUUUCUCAUCCCCAGAGACUUGGUUUGAACGAAGAUUAGCCUAUGUACACAGUGUGGCAACAACUUCAAUGAUAGGGUACAUCUUGGGGCUUGGUGACAGGCAUGUGAACAAUAUCCUGGUGGACAAAUUGACAGCUGAAGUCAUUCAUAUCGACUUUGGUAUUGCAUUUGAGCAAGGUAAAGUGCUGCCGACUCCAGAGACCGUUCCAUUUAGAUUGACCAGAGAUAUCGAAGCUGCGAUGGGUGUAUCAGGGGUAGAAGGUGUUCUGAGGCGGAGUUGUGAAGAAACAAUAAUUGUGCUCCGAAAUCAUAAAGAAAUCAUUAUAACACUCCUACAAGUGCUUCUUUAUGAUCCCCUCUUUUCAUGGGCCAUAACUCCAGCUAAGGCUUACAGUCUUCAAAAAGGCGAACAAGAAGGUUCCUCGGAAGGUCAAGAAGCUGCUGGAGAAAUAAACAAACUUGCAGAGAGAGCACUCUUACGAUUAGAGCAGAAAUUGCAGGGGACAGAAGAGGGUUCAGCAUCUAGUGUCGCUGGACAAGUAGAGAGGUUGAUUCAAGAGGCCCACGAUCCAACUAAUCUGUCUCGUUUAUACUAUGGGUGGCAACCCUACCUAUGAUUUUCCAUUUAAUCUGAAUAAUAAAACUUUGUUCUACUUUUGCUGACAUGAUGAUAUCCCCUCUGGGAGUUACGAACUUUCAAAGUACCUCCUCGAUUUCACAGUGCCAUAAAAUCUACAACGAGUAAAUGAAGGUUUCAUUAACUGUUGUGAUAUUUUUUUUGCUUUUAUAAUAAAGUUCCGAGUAGUGUUCUCGAAAAACCCCAGAUUUCAUUACAUGAAACUGUACCUACUUGAAGUCGUGACAUUUCGAAUUUGAUAAGUAAAGACGAACCAUGUAUAGUAUACUUCUUAUCCCGUAUAUGUUUUUACAUCUUUUUUGUACUGUUAUUGUAUUACUAACUUAAAAGAAUAUUGUAUUCUUAAAUAAAUGUGUUUAUAUCUUGUUAAUUCAAUACCAGUAAAUACAUUCUAUCUUGAGGUUUUAAGGGAGAGCUAUGCACAAAAUAGGUUUCGAAAUAGAUGUAUUUUCAGUUCGUAGU
Molecule: messenger RNA, 9349 nt
Organism: Diprion similis
Lineage: Eukaryota; Metazoa; Arthropoda; Insecta; Hymenoptera; Diprionidae
Gene: tefu
Product: serine-protein kinase ATM
Exons: 18
Coding region: 117-8867 (2916 amino acids)
Biological process (GO): DNA repair
Molecular function (GO): protein serine/threonine kinase activity; protein binding
Source: RefSeq, a predicted model, not a curated record